AUGAAGCUCCUCUCUGUGGCUGCUGUUGCCUUGCUGGCGACACAAGCAGCCGGUGCUUCCAUCAAGCAUCGUCUCAAUGGCUUGACGAUCCUGGAACAUCCGGAUCCGGCGAAACGAGACCUGUUGCAGGACAUUGUUACAUGGGAUGACAAAUCUCUGUUCAUCAAUGGAGAAAGGAUUAUGUUAUUCAGCGGAGAAGUGCAUCCAUUCAGAUUGCCAGUACCUUCGCUGUGGCUCGAUAUUUUCCAGAAGAUCAGGGCUCUUGGUUUCAAUUGUGUAUCUUUCUAUAUUGACUGGGCCCUCCUGGAGGGAAAGCCUGGCGACUACAGAGCAGAGGGCAUCUUUGCUCUGGAGCCCUUCUUUGAUGCAGCCAAGGAAGCCGGCAUUUAUCUGAUCGCCCGCCCCGGUCCGUAUAUCAAUGCGGAGUCCUCAGGCGGUGGUUUUCCUGGAUGGUUGCAGAGGGUCAAUGGCACUCUUCGCUCGUCUGACAAGCCAUUCCUUGAAGCCACGGAUAACUAUAUCGCCAAUGUCGCUGCUACCGUGGCAAAGGCUCAAAUCACGAAUGGAGGGCCGGUGAUUCUCUACCAGCCCGAAAACGAAUACAGCGGUGGCUGCUGCGGUGUCACUUACCCCGAUGGAGACUACAUGCAAUAUGUCAUCGAUCAGGCUCUGAACGCUGGCAUUGUUGUGCCCCUCAUCAGCAACGAUGCCUCGCCUUCUGGGCACAAUGCUCCUGGGACUGGAGCGGGCGCUGUUGAUAUUUAUGGCCACGAUAGCUAUCCGCUCGGCUUUGAUUGUGCAAACCCAUCUGUCUGGCCCGAGGGUAAACUGCCCGACAAUUUCCGCCAGCUCCAUCUCGAACAGAGCCCAUCAACUCCGUACUCACUUCUUGAGUUCCAAGCGGGUGCUUUCGACCCAUGGGGUGGACCCGGUUUUGAAAAUUGCUAUGCUCUCGUUAACCACGAAUUCUCGAGAGUGUUUUACAGGAAUGAUUUGAGUUUCGGGGUUUCUACCUUUAACUUAUACAUGACGUUCGGUGGAACUAACUGGGGUAACCUCGGACACCCCGGAGGAUACACAUCCUACGACUACGGCUCACCCAUAACUGAAACGCGAAAUGUGACACGGGAGAAGUACAGCGACAUAAAGCUCCUCAGCAACUUUGUCAAAGUAUCCCCAGCCUAUCUCACCGCUACUCCCGGAAACCUGAGUACCGGUGUCUACACGGACACCUCCGACCUGGCUGUCACCCCUUUGAUUGGUGAUCGUCCAGGCUCGUUCUUCGUGGUCAGACAUACGGACUAUUCCAGCCAAGAGUCAACCUCGUACAAGCUUAGGCUGCCUACCAGUGCUGGUAACCUGACUAUUCCCCAGUUGGAGGGUACGUUAAGUCUGAACGGACGUGACUCUAAGAUUCAUGUUGUUGAUUAUAAUGUGUCUGGAACGAACAUUAUCUAUUCGACAGCUGAAGUCUUCACCUGGAAGAAGUUUGACGAUAACAAGGUCCUGGUCUUAUACGGCGGACCGAAGGAACACCAUGAACUGGCCAUUGCCUCCAAGUCUAAUGCGACUGUUAUUGAGGGUUCGGACUCUGGAAUCGUCUCAAAGAGGAAGGGCAGCACUGUUAUCAUUAGCUGGGAUGUCUCCUCUACUCGUCGCAUUGUUCAAGUCGGUGACUUGAGAGUGGUCCUGCUUGAUAGGAACUCUGCUUACAACUACUGGGUCCCCGAGCUUCCAACGGAAGGUACUUCUCCCGGUUUCAACACUGCGGAGACGACUGCCUCGUCCAUUAUUGUGAAGGCCGGUUAUCUUCUGCGAGGCGCUAACCUGGAUGGCGCCGACCUCCAUCUUACUGCUGAUUUCAAUGCCACCACCCCGAUUGAAGUGAUCGGUGCCCCGGCAAGCGCUAAGAACCUGUUUGUGAAUGGCGAAAAGGCUAGCCACACAGUCGACAAGAACGGUAUCUGGAGCAGUGAGGUCAAAUACGCGGCUCCGGAGAUCACGCUUCCCAGUUUGAAGGAUCUGGACUGGAAAUACCUGGACACACUUCCCGAGAUCAAGUCUUCCUAUGACGACUCUGCUUGGGUUUCUGCGGAUCUUCCAACAACCAAGAACACCCACCGUUCUCUUGACACACCAACAUCGCUAUACUCUUCUGACUAUGGCUUCCACACUGGCUACCUGAUCUACCGGGGCCACUUCGUUGCCAACGGCAAAGAAAGCGAAUUUGCCAUCCGCACACAGGGCGGUAGCGCAUUUGGCAGCUCCGUAUGGCUGAAUGAAGUGUAUCUGGGCUCUUGGGCUGGUGCCGAUUAUGCUAUGGACGGUAACUCUACCUUCAAGCUGUCUCAGCUGGAGUCGGGCAAGAACUACGUUAUCACCGUGGUUAUUGACAACCUGGGCCUCGACGAGAACUGGACCGUCGGCGAGGAAACCAUGAAGAACCCUCGUGGUAUUCUUAGCUACAACCUGAGCGGGCAAGAUGCCAGCGCAAUCACCUGGAAGCUCACUGGUAACCUCGGAGGAGAAGAUUACCAGGAUAAAGUUAGAGGACCUCUCAACGAAGGUGGACUGUACGCAGAGCGUCAGGGCUUCCAUCAGCCUCAGCCGCCAAGCGACUCCUGGGAGUCGGGCAGUCCCCUUGAAGGUCUGUCGAAGCCAGGGAUCGGAUUCUACACUGCCCAACUCGACCUCGAUAUCCCGAAGCUGGGAUGUGCCGCUGUACUUCAACUUUGGCAACAACACCCAGGCGGUCCGGGCACAGCUACUAGCUUCCCUGUUCCCGAAGGUAUCCUGAACUACCGCGGAACCAACUAUUUGGCACUGAGUCUGUGGGCCUUGGAGUCGGAUGGUGCUAAGCUGGGUAGCUUCGAAUUGUCCUACACCACCCCUGUGCUGACUGGAUACGGGGAUGUUGAGUCACCCGAGCAGCCCAAGUAUGAGCAGCGGAAGGGAGCAUACUAA
This is a messenger RNA of Aspergillus bombycis, 2964 nucleotides long. RefSeq names its product glycoside hydrolase family 35 protein. The transcript has 10 exons. Lineage: Eukaryota; Fungi; Ascomycota; Eurotiomycetes; Eurotiales; Aspergillaceae. Gene Ontology annotation, cellular component: vacuole. The coding region runs from base 1 to 2964 and encodes 987 amino acids. Gene Ontology annotation, biological process: carbohydrate metabolic process. The record is from RefSeq and is a predicted model, not a curated record. Gene Ontology annotation, molecular function: beta-galactosidase activity.